Messenger RNA from Carassius carassius (crucian carp), 642 nucleotides. Its product is annotated as nuclear pore membrane glycoprotein 210-like. Gene Ontology annotation, cellular component: nuclear pore. NCBI's taxonomy places the organism in Eukaryota, Metazoa, Chordata, Actinopteri, Cypriniformes, Cyprinidae. The coding region runs from base 1 to 642 and encodes 213 amino acids. The transcript is spliced from 6 exons. The record is from RefSeq and is a predicted model, not a curated record.
AUGAAUCUCAGCGCACGUCUGCCUGUCAGUCCAGGGAUCUACUCCGAUCAGACGGACAUCAUCCUGAGCCAUCAGCACCCGUCUGCAAAGCUGACCGUCUACGGGCCGCCAGCCGCGCUCCAGCAACUCCACGUGAAGAGCAGUUCUCCUGCGGUUGUGAUGGAGCAGAAGGAGGUUUCUCCCAGCUACAUCAGAUACACGGUUCGAGCAGUGGAGCCGCAGGGACCGCUGACUGCGUCUGUGAGCAGCGUGUCCAGUGCUCAGGUGCUGCACAUCCCUGUGUCUGUCAUGCAUCUAGCACACAGCAGCUCUUCUGUGCAAACACAUAUAGUAGAUGGAGCGGACAGGCCCAGUAUUCUUCAGCAGUUCAUCGACUCCUAUCAAGUGAUGUUCUUCCCUUUAUUCUCUCUUCUGGCUGCCACUGCUGUUGUCAUCAUUGUGUGCCAUGCACUGUUUUCCCAGAGAGAACAUGUCAAUCAUCCAGCGUUCAUCCAGAAGACUCCGCCUCCUGCAGGUGUAGCGAAGCUGACUGAAAGCCCCUUCAACAGCAGCAUGUCUUCAGACACCAAUGCAAGCCCAAGAUUGCUACGACUCCAGAUAAACCGUCUCCACCAGAGACUGAAGAAAGUGCCUGACCACUGA